Molecule: messenger RNA, 1190 nt
Organism: Nestor notabilis (Kea)
Lineage: Eukaryota; Metazoa; Chordata; Aves; Psittaciformes; Psittacidae
Gene: DERA
Product: deoxyribose-phosphate aldolase (putative)
Biological process (GO): carbohydrate catabolic process; deoxyribonucleotide catabolic process
Cellular component (GO): cytoplasm
Molecular function (GO): deoxyribose-phosphate aldolase activity
Source: RefSeq, a predicted model, not a curated record
AUGAAAGCACAACAUGCUCUUCAGAGAGUCCAAACCAAGUUGCAACUUUCUACUGAAGUCCCACACCAUAUAUUAAAAAGGAUGCAGAAAUAGAUACAGCUUUUUUUUCUUUUCCCUCCAGAACUUGGCUGGAUCUCAAAAGUGCAUGUGAAUCGACCUGAAGUUGUGAGGCAUGCAGAACAAAUUAAAAAAUGGAGAACUGUGAAAGGUAAUUGGCAAGCUGCCUGGCUGCUGAAAGCUGUCACCUGCAUAGAUCUUACCACUCUCUCAGGCGAUGAUACUCCUUCAAGUGUUCGCAGACUGUGUUUUAAAGCAAAACAUCCCAUCAGAGAGGAUCUGCUGAAAGCCUUGGACAUGCAUGAUAAAGGUAUUACUGUCGGAGCGGUUUGUGUGUAUCCCGCAAGAGUCACCGAUGCUGUUAAUGCCCUAAAGGCUGCUGGCUGUAACAUACCAGUAGCUUCAGUGGCUGCUGGGUUUCCAUCUGGACAAACUCCUCUAGAAAUCAAACUGGCUGAAAUAAAGCUGGCUGUGCAAUAUGGUGCUAGAGAGAUUGACAUUGUCAUUAGCAGGACUCUGGUGCUGACUGGCCAGUGGGAAGGUCUCUAUGAGGAGAUCCGUCAGUGCCGUGAGGCCUGUGGAGAAGCUCAUAUGAAAACAAUCUUGUCAACGGGUGAACUGGGGUCCCUUGCUAAUGUCUACAAAGCCAGUAUGAUAGCUAUGAUGGCAGGUUCUGAUUUUAUAAAGACGUCUACAGGAAAGGAGGUGGAAAAUGCGACCUUUCCAGUUGGAGUAGUCAUGAUGCGAGCCAUUAAAGAAUUCUACUGGCAAACUGGCUACAAGGUUGGAUUUAAACCUGCUGGGGGCAUUCGGACAGCAAAAGAAGCUAUUACUUGGCUUAUGCUGGUGAAGGAGGAACUGGGAGUGGAAUGGCUAACACCAGAGCUCUUUCGCCUGGGUGCCAGUAGUUUGCUGGAAGACAUUGAGAAACAGAUUUUCUGUCAUGUGACUGGCUCUUAUCCACUUCAGCAUGACCUGACAAUGGCUUAGACACAAAAUCAACUCAGGAUUACUUUUACAAAAGAGGUCUUUAAGCAAACAGCAUUCAGAAGUCUUCUGACAACCAAAUGCAUAUGAUAAAAUUAAAAGACUAAUUCUCCCUUCUUCAUAUUCUACAGUAUUUAAAAAUAUGC